AUUUUUGAGUGAUAAUUCCACAGACAUACAAAAUCUUUGGAAACCUCAACGGGAGAUUAUGGAGUCACGGAGCAAUAAAAGCGGCAGCAGCACUGACCCUCCCCCUAAACAAGAAGCUUCACCACAACAAGCUGCUGGUGGCGCACAUGGGACCUCCUCCUCUCAGCCUCACCCUCACCAUGUCUCAUUCAUGGGCUCCAUCUCCAACCAAGUUCCCCUUCCCUCUUCCACCUCUACUACUUCCACUUCUUCCCUUGCUAAACCACCUGCUGCCAAAAGACCCACCAAAGACCGUCACACCAAGGUCGAUGGCCGCGGCCGUCGUAUCAGGAUGCCUGCCGUCUGCGCCGCCCGAGUCUUUCAACUCACCCGAGAAUUGGGUCAUAAAUCCGACGGUGAAACCAUCGAGUGGCUACUCCAACAAGCUGAACCCUCCAUCAUAGCUGCGACGGGGACGGGGACUAUCCCGGCCAAUUUCUCCACCCUCAACGUUUCGCUUCGCAGCAGUGGAUCAUCCAUCGUUUCGGCUCCUUCGUCUAAGUCCGCGCCUCUCUCUUUCCACAGUGCUUUAGGCUUUUACAACAGUAACGGAGGAGACGACAGUGCCAACAAUACUGCCAUGCUAGGGUUUCACCAUCAACUUUACCCUCAGGUUCUUAACCCUAACGACAACUACAAUAGAAAGCCAUUCAGGGAUGAUCUUUUCAAAGAAACGUCCCAACACAAUACCGAAACCGGUGUUAUAGACGCAAAUUCCCCUAAACCGGAUAGAACCGGAAUGCCAGAACAAGAACCCGGUUCGUUCCACUCGGACAACGUCAUGCCAACUCCAGCUAUGUGGGCCGUCGCACCGGCCCCCACCAAUGGAGGUAAUGCCUUCUGGAUGCUUCCAGUAGGUGGUACUGCCACCACAUCAGCCACCGUACCAGAAGCACAUAUGUGGGCCUUUCCGGCUCAUUAUUCGGGUGGUAGCGGUAGAGCAAAUCCGGUUCAGCUGGGUUCGAUGAUAUUGCAACAACAUCAAACCGGGGGUCAUCAGCUCGGUUUAGGAGUGACAGAGACCAACAUGGGAUUACUCGGCAGUACCGGAAUCAACGUUUACAGCAGCAACAACAACAACAACAACAACAACAGAGUGGAUUUAAAAAUGAAUUUGGAUCAAGAGAAUCUAACUCAAGGCAGUGACAGUGGAGAUGAAAACCCAGCAACAGAUUCUCAAUGAUUAAA
This is a messenger RNA of Hibiscus syriacus, 1227 nucleotides long. Its product is annotated as transcription factor TCP23-like. The transcript has a single exon. NCBI's taxonomy places the organism in Eukaryota, Viridiplantae, Streptophyta, Magnoliopsida, Malvales, Malvaceae. The record is from RefSeq and is a predicted model, not a curated record. Gene Ontology annotation, cellular component: nucleus. Gene Ontology annotation, molecular function: DNA-binding transcription factor activity; sequence-specific DNA binding. The coding region runs from base 59 to 1222 and encodes 387 amino acids.